CCUGCCCGCCCAUUGAUCCGACCCUCGUCCUGGUUCUGCGACUCUGCGCCCUUCUCCGCACGAAGCUCUCAGCGGCCACAUCAGCUACAAGCAAUCGGCUUUGAACUGUGAAUUGCGCCCUACUUCGCCGACAGCCCGCAAAAGUCGCCGCGCUUCUGCUGUCGCUCUCCUCUCCCUCCCCUCGACACCAACUUCGACACCAACUCCUCAUAUUUCUACGCCGACCGUGCUGCCUCAGCACGCUGCAUCUGCCAACCUGGCUGCCAUCAAUUCCAAGACUUUUGGCGUAGCUUCUGACGCUGUGGCCGAGAUGGCCCAGCCGCCAAGUGGCAAGCCUGUGGUGGAGGAGGAAGAAGACUACGACUAUGAAUCUCUCCCGCCAAACUUUUCUCUGCUGCAGAACAUGGCUGCCGGAGCAUUUGCUGGCAUUGCUGAACACACCGUCAUGUAUCCGAUUGAUGCGAUAAAGACGCGAAUGCAAGUUCUCCAACCGCAUGGAACCACAGCACAUAACAGCGUUAUCCGAAAUACAUUUCACAUUACGCGAACCGAGGGUGUAUUCAGUUUAUGGCGCGGCAUGUCCAGUGUCAUAGUGGGAGCUGGUCCUGCCCACGCUGUUUACUUUGCGACGUAUGAAGCCGUCAAACAUGCCAUGGGUGGCAAUCAGGCUGGCGUACACCACCCUCUUGCUGCCGCUACAAGCGGUGCCGCAGCUACGAUUGCCAGCGAUGCUUUCAUGAAUCCAUUCGAUGUUAUCAAACAACGUAUGCAGAUGCAGGAGUCUCGAAAGAUGUAUCGCUCCAUGGUCGACUGCGCCAAGUACGUCUACCGAAACGAAGGCCUCGGUGCCUUCUACAUCUCCUACCCAACCACGCUCUCCAUGACCGUUCCCUUCACCGCGCUCCAAUUCCUCGCAUACGAAUCCAUCUCAACCACGAUGAACCCGGAAAAGACAUACGACCCCGUCACCCACUGUCUUGCCGGAGCCGUUGCCGGUGGCUUUGCCGCUGGUCUCACCACCCCCAUGGACGUUAUCAAGACGAUCCUACAAACGAGAGGCACAUCCUCCGAUCCGCAAGUCAGAAACGUCAGCGGCUUCACAGAUGGCUGCAAGCUACUGUAUAGGAGAGAGGGCUUCAGGGGCUUUUUCAAGGGCGUCAGGCCCAGAGUUGUCACAACGAUGCCAAGUACUGCUAUUUGCUGGUCCGCCUAUGAAUUUUCCAAAGCGUAUUUCAUUAAACGAAACGACAAUUUGUAAAGAAUAAUUGCGAUGAAUAGUAAUUAUAGAGAUUAUACCGAGUACAGAGCCAUAAGCUAUAAUUACACACAAUUUUUUUUUUCUAAAAAAAAAAGUUAAAGUAAAUAGACGAUGUUUGAAUAUAGUAUUUUCAGAUCAG
Trichoderma atroviride IMI 206040 is the source of this 1397-nucleotide messenger RNA. RefSeq lists its product as uncharacterized. Gene Ontology annotation, biological process: iron import into the mitochondrion. The record is from RefSeq and is a predicted model, not a curated record. Gene Ontology annotation, cellular component: mitochondrial membrane. NCBI's taxonomy places the organism in Eukaryota, Fungi, Ascomycota, Sordariomycetes, Hypocreales, Hypocreaceae. Gene Ontology annotation, molecular function: ferrous iron transmembrane transporter activity.